GUUUCUUCACCGCUUCGCUUGAACGUCUCCUUCCUGUCACGGUGAAUUUCGGUGCGCCAGACGGAGUGAGUUCAGAUUGAUGGGGAAACGGGGAGAAAGGGGAGUUGGAGGGAUUCUAGAGUUAGACGGAAUCGCUCUGGAUGCUUCUUUACAGCAGAUCCUUCUCGCUCGGGCGCGGAUUUGAUCCUCAGGAUGCGAAAGUUUAUAUGUAUGUAGUAAUGUGGAAUUUCUUUUUUAAGGCUUUCCCUUUCUUCAACCGCAACUUCGACAUCUCUUCACCCCACCCCCCUAACUCUAUGGAAUACACUAACGUUAAGCCUAGGCCUAACCGGCGGACUGACGUCGGGUUACGCCUAGGUCUACCACUUCUCAUUCAAAAGAAACUCAAUUCUUGACUUACUAAGCCAAUUACGCUCAUAAUGAUAAAUCCAAUGGUGUACGAGAUUUUCGUCGAGGACGUGUAACGUUACGCCAAACGCAGGCUUAUUUGUUCUGCUAUGACAAUUCCAUGAAUAACCAAGCAGCUUUGGCUUUGGGGUUACCUCAAGAGCUGUGUCUACCGCAAUGGCCUCACCACAUGCCACGAGUUGAAGGAAAGCCUACAGCAGGAAGUCCGCUCCAUAUCCCCUGAUAUGCUUCGAGCAGCAGUUUCAUAUGUAGUGUCGCGAUUGGAAAUUAAGAAUAUCUCGAAGGAAAGCACAUCGAACAGCUAUCACGAAAACGUAUGAUAUUCGUGGACCAUAAGUACCAUCUAAUGUGACCAUAAUGUGACCUUAAACUACCACACGACUGUGAACGUUUUAUUCCGCGUGCUCAAGUUCGUCUACGCACAAAUUUCGCAUCGGUUUCCUGUUGGUAGUCAUCUGAACAUCGGAUGUGACUUUUGAAAUGCCAUGUUGAUAGUGUGGGAAAACACAAGGAAAACAACAUGUUCAUCACGAAGCAACAUCUUUCUUUUAUUGAUUCCGAUGAAUUUUAAAGUAAUCAACAUUACUUCGCAACCAAAAUAUAUAUAUAUAUAUGUUUAAAACUUGUUUCAGUAUCUGAAUUUCUCCGCUACAGAAUUUCACCGCGAUAUUUUGCAGCCUUCAUAUCUGUAAUAUAAUUUAGUUUCGCAGUCUCCCUCUUUUUCACCCAAUUAAUAUUUUUUUCUCCUAACUGUGUCAUAAGGGCAUUUAAAUUUCCUUUUCGCGUGUAUUUCACAAUUGUUAACCGUCUGUCGAACGGUCCAUGAACUUCAUGUUUUCCGACUGCAUGGAGUGCAUGCCACCAUGGCAAAUCUCAAAAGGUUGCUAAAUCAGGGAGUGCAAUCACUUCGCACUCAUCAAAUUGCACUCGAACGAAAUCUUGAUUGAGCCGAUGAAUGCGCAUCGAGGCUUUGAUCUCUUCUCCCUUCGCGUAGAAACAUGAUAUAAUAAACGCCUUACCGAGGAGAGUCCUGCAAGAAAGACUGGCGUGAUCCAUCCCGCGCUGUACAAAGACACCGAGGCGAAGUCCAGGGGAAGCGAGCGAUUCCGAUCCUAGAAAAGGCGAAGAGCCAAGACUUCAUCCUUCGAAGUUCCAUCCAUGUUGCCAGAAGGAGUUCCGCUGCAUGCUGUUGCAUGUUGUAUAUUCUGUGCUGUAUGCAAUUUCGUGCAUAAAAGAGGCCAGAUGGAGAGCACCUCCCGCACACGAAUUAUCCACGUCGUACAAAAGCCCGGAUUUCUAUCGGUAUGAAAAGCAUUCAUUCCAAUGUGCAUGUCAUACCGUCAGAAAAAGGCAUCGUAGAUAUACCGAGGCUAACACAGGAAGAAGGAACAUGGCGAUUAGGGUGCUCAAAUAGGUGGUUCCGCCACCUGUUGCGUUACGCUACCUUGUAACGUUCCUUUUUUGAUGGCGGUAUAGCUACUCGAUCGCAUUAUACUUUAGCUCUAGCAUAACUAGCAUAGUUAGUGGAGAUAUGCUCUCGGAGCAUAGAUCCCCUCAAUGCAUGAUGGGUUUAAGCGCAGUGAAGCGGUUCUCGUAAUCAACCCGAUUUCCUUGACAUUGUGAUCGCGAAAAAAUGCCGAUAUAUUCAAGGCUAGCGCGACCUUCACUCGACCCUCCGCAUUUACGUUCCUUCAUUUCUUGGAGAAGUGUCACGUCGUCCUUUCCCACGAGCAUCGUAAAGCGGAAGUUCGCCAACCACGACAACCACGAGGUAUGCGUAUUCUACUCUCAUUAACUGGUCCGCAGCUCAUGGACGAGAAAUACAAGCAUGAAGGGGAGAGGGCGCAGGAGAAAUUCCGCUUUAACCUGGAGAGGAAGGACUGGGUCCUGGAGAAGGAUUGCCCUGAGGAAGGAAUCACCAUCAAGUCUGCAUACGAUAAGGAGACAAAGGAUUAUUUCUUAUAUACAGUGGCUACGAUGGACUUCGAGAGCGAAUGGCUGAACCAAGACUUGCUAGAACACACGCUGGACGUCACUGCUGAAUGGUCCUCAGACUGCAAAGAUUUCACAGUCGUUCAGCGAUGGCCUGCCGACCUGUUCGUCUUGGCGCAUCAGGUGUUCGAGAAGAGAGCGCUGGGAAUCUCCGCGACGCGGGACGUAGUCUACCUCAUGCAAGGGCGCAUUGAAGGUGACAGGCGCUCCUCUGUUAUGUUCAGCACUGAGUGGCCGGGACUGGAGCCGACGAAGAAGAUGGUCAGGGGGACUGUCAAUAAAGGCAGCGGUCUGGUGUUGUUCCCCGAUCCGGAGCGCCGGUCGACCCGGACCCUCAUGCACUGGAUGGCCUCGACGGACAUGAAGAUCCCAUUCCUCCCCAAGGGGAUCCUCGUUCCCGUUUACGCAAUGGCAUGCCGGCAGUACAUCCUCGAUCUGCGGCGAUACCAGGUGACCAGGUGGAUGGAGCACCUCGACGCGCUGCGAGGCUGAUCUCAGGUAAAAAAUGCCGAUGACUUCACUCGAAAUCCGAAGGGCCACUUCGAUCGAAUCCCUUACGUAUAAGGGACAUUCGAUGCCUGACAGGAAAAAUUGAAAGGUAAAAAAUAUAUAUAUUAUUCGGAAUUGUCACGUAUGGUAACGGAAUCAAUACACAUUUGAAGAGAAAAAUAUAAUAAAAAUAUAAUUUACGCCUUCGGCGCUCCAUUACCUUGGAGAGACAUUAAUUAAUUUAUUUCUUGCGAAAUGGCAAACACGUAUUUAAAGUACGUCCCC
Messenger RNA from Darwinula stevensoni, 3174 nucleotides. Lineage: Eukaryota; Metazoa; Arthropoda; Ostracoda; Podocopida; Darwinulidae. The record is from the annotation of a GenBank genome assembly.